CUCUGCCUGCGGCGGCAGAGACGCCGGCAGCGCUGCCGCUGCGCCCCGAAGUCCUGCGGAAAAUCGGGAAAUUCUCAGCCACCUUUGGCGGUCGGAAAAUAGUGCAGAAAUUGAUUGAAGGCAAUGGAAUCGGAGACGAAAGCCAGUGGCGAGGAGAUGCAGCAGGAAAGCGCCUCGGCGGUGCCCAUGGACACUCUGGACCCGCCGCCACCGAGUACCAGUUCCAAGACCCUGAAACGCUGCCUAAGUGUACCCAUAAUCCGGACUCCGCCGGCGGGAAAAUCGGGCAAGACCCCGAUGACGACACGAGCAGCGGCAGCAGCUGCUCUGGCGGCCAAGGAGCACGAGCAGACGCCCAAGAAGAGCCAACCGGUGCUGGAUAUCCAGAUGCCGAAUGUCCCAUCCAUCGAUUGCUUCGGCAAGAACAUACACAUACGAUCGCAGCCCAAUUCGAGGGAGGUAUCCCCGGCGCCCGUCUUCAAUAUAUUCACUCCUCGAGCCCGGCGAUAUUCGGCCAGCUACAGUCCAUUGACCACGGCGGCCAAUGGAGCCACACUUUGCCUAACGCCCCGGGUUUCCCAACUGAGGCAGGAAGAAUGCGCCGAUCUCAACAGCCGGGAGGUCAAUCACGAGCGCGAAGUUCAUCGGGAAAUACAAAUCUCGCAGAGCUGGGAGGACCUCACGCUGGUGGCCGAGAACUGGUCAUGCAAAUCGGACGAGUUCUCCAACCCCCUGCAGGUUAGCCUGCCACCCACGGGCAGCACCGGCUGCUCCAGUCCCAGUCCCACGAACAAUCGGGCGGGCAUGAGAUUGCCCUACUCCCCGUCGCCCACGAGGCGCACAUUUGCCACCAGGAGAUCGAUGUCCCCCAUCGCCAUGAGGCCAUCUCAACUGGGUCCCGUCAAGCGGAAGUUUGAGCUGGACGACAAUCCCACGCAGGGCAGCAACUGGAGUGUCUACUCUCCUCCGCCACUGAAAAAGAUAUUCACAGAAAGUCGUGGCUCCUCACCGGUGUGCCAAUCGCCCUCGUCGGUGUGUCCCAGUCCUGAUUCCGGAACCUUUGAUGGCCGGAUAACACCCAAGCUGCUCAUCUCGAAGCUGUGCACAAAUAACACGGUGAGCGGAGGUGGUCUAAACAAUAACAAUAGCAGCAGCUCGGGCUGUCCGUCGCCCGUUUCCGCUUCGCCAGGAGGAGUGGGCAGUGGGCCCAAUCUGGAGGCGGCCAUGUGCCUCGUUUCCGGCGGAAGCCAAAGCCAAAGCAUCGACGAGGGCAUCUCGAUACCAGAAUCGGAGACGCUCUCCUCCUGCCGCAGUCGCACCUCCUCCAUACUGUCCACCGCAUCGUCUAGCACUCAGGUGCUGGUCAACGACCUGGUCGACGAUGCCACUCUAAUGGACGAUGCCAAAAGCGAGACAUCCUCCAUCGGUGGAUGCUCCACCAUCAGCAUAGAGUCCUCCUCCUGCGAUAGUGGUGCCAAAACGGCAGCCACUUUCCUCAAUCGCCUGGUGGUCGAUUCGGAUGGCGGGGGUUCGCCGCUGGCACAGAAGAGCUUCUAUAUCAACAAGCAGGGAUUGUCGGGCGCCAAGAAGUUCGUUGUUAAUCACGAAAGAACAGGAGCCACCGGCAAGGAUGUGCCGCAAAAGCUUUAAGAAUCGGGUGGAGUUUCGUACGCAGUUUAGCUUAGCUUAGGGGUCGAUUUUAGGGAUGCUUAAAAAUUGAAAUAAUCUCAGGCGCCAAGAGUUCAUCUUUGGUUCAUUUUAUGUAAUUUACUUUGAAAACUAUAGGAACUGCAUUAACUUGUUAAUUGUUCACGUAUAAGAAAGCGAAAAGAACAGCCAUGCCUCUUGUCUUCCAAAAAACUUAUAUUGCAAAGUGUCAAAAAACGAUUUAAAUGCAACUUGAAGGUAAUGCUCAAUAUUAAAUUGCAUUUCCAUAAAUAUUAAAGAUGCAAAGAAAGAUGAUAAACAUAGAAAAUGCAGUUUUUCAAAAAUGUACCUAUACCCUAGGUGCACAACAUGAAAGCAAUAAUCGAAAUAAUGCCUUUGAAAAAACAUUUCAAAUCAAAAGUAAUGUAAACAGUAAACAUUUAAAAUUUUAAAAUGUUCUGUAGUAUUCAAAGCUAAGUUUGCUUAAAAAGUCCAAAGAUCAAAUAGUGGUACUAUGAUUUUUGUAAAAAAAAAAUCGACCCAAAACACCCAAUCACAUGCACGCUUUAGUUGGGGGCUCUCAUCGAUCCCCCGACUUGCUAAAUAUUAGUCCGUAGCUUCGUUGUACAUAGUUAAGUUGUUUGUCUCAAGUUCUAAACCAUCUUGCAUAUCAUCUAUCAAAAAACACACACUCUCUCGCCCUUUCAUCCCUAGCAAACAUUUGUUUUUAAUGUGUUAGCCUAAGGUUUAUAAUAUAUAGCCAGAGUUUUUCCCCGAUGCUUGUGUUAUGAUAUGUUUUUCAUUUACAAUGUUUCGAUUAAACAAUCCCUUUUUUGUAUCUAAGUUUAAAGUUAAUACGCCCAUAUACCAUAUAUGGUUACUUUAGUUCCGUUAUUAGUCGCCGCCUCACCCUAGAAUUAGCUAAAAAAAAAACCCAAUUUUGCCAAAUAUGUUUCCUCUAUGUAUGUAAUCCAACAUUAUAUUGCCUAUAAUGUGAUCCAAUUUAAUCGAGGCGAUAUCUGCGCGUAUCCCUAAUCACAAACUGAUCGAUAUAUAUACGCAUAUAAAUUAUAGGUUUACAAUUCGAUUCUAGUUAUGGUAAGCGAAUUUACGUAGUUUCAGAAAAGUUAUACUUAGAAACGAUAGAAUUGCCUAUUAAACAUUUUUCAAUAGAUCACAA
Messenger RNA from Drosophila elegans, 2827 nucleotides. RefSeq lists its product as uncharacterized. The transcript is spliced from 3 exons. The record is from RefSeq and is a predicted model, not a curated record. Gene Ontology annotation, molecular function: protein serine/threonine phosphatase inhibitor activity. The coding region runs from base 124 to 1650 and encodes 508 amino acids. Lineage: Eukaryota; Metazoa; Arthropoda; Insecta; Diptera; Drosophilidae.